Solanum dulcamara is the source of this 1884-nucleotide messenger RNA. RefSeq names its product adenylosuccinate synthetase, chloroplastic-like. Gene Ontology annotation, molecular function: adenylosuccinate synthase activity; GTP binding. Bases 58 to 1569 code for a protein of 503 amino acids. Gene Ontology annotation, biological process: 'de novo' AMP biosynthetic process; IMP metabolic process. Gene Ontology annotation, cellular component: cytoplasm. The record is from RefSeq and is a predicted model, not a curated record. NCBI's taxonomy places the organism in Eukaryota, Viridiplantae, Streptophyta, Magnoliopsida, Solanales, Solanaceae. The transcript has 4 exons.
UCCCCCAUAAACCCUCAAACGAUUCUCCUCCUUUUCGUCACCCCCCUUCUGACUACAAUGAAUCUCUCAACCCUCGGCCUGGAGCCUAGCCUACUCUCUUCUCCGGCGGAUUCCUACCGGAGCAGGGCGCUGGGUUUGAGUGGGGCUUACAAUUGUAGGCUACUUCAGGUGCAUCAAAGGAAGAGAACUUCUUCUUCCUCAUUUAUUUCUUGUCCAGCAAAGCCUGUUGCUCAGUCAUCAGCGGCGCUGAAGGAGGUGAACGAGUCAGGACUGAGUCGUAUUGAGUCACUGAGUCAGGUAUCUGGCGUGUUGGGUUGCCAAUGGGGCGACGAAGGAAAAGGAAAGCUCGUUGAUAUUUUGGCCAAGCAUUUCGAUAUUGUUGCUCGUUGUCAGGGUGGAGCCAAUGCUGGGCACACUAUUUAUAAUUCAGAGGGAAAGAAAUUUGCUUUGCACCUUGUUCCUUCAGGUAUUCUCAAUGAGGAAACUGUAUGUGUUAUUGGUAAUGGAGUUGUGGUGCAUCUACCAGGAUUAUUUAAAGAAAUUGAUGGUCUUGAAUCUAAUGGAGUCUCUUGUCAAGGAAGGAUCUUGGUAUCUGAUCGUGCUCACUUACUAUUUGAUUUUCACCAAGUAAUAGAUGGGCUUAGAGAAGCUGAGUUGGCUAAAUCCUUUAUUGGCACCACCAAGAGAGGCAUUGGGCCUUGCUAUUCAAGCAAGGUUGUUCGAAAUGGCAUAAGAGUAAGUGAUUUAAGGCAUAUGGAUACUUUUCCUCAGAAGCUUGAUCUUUUGCUAUCAGAUGCAGCUUCAAGGUUCAAAGGUUUUAAUUAUGGCCCUGACAUGCUCAGGGAAGAAGUGGAACGCUACAAGAAAUUUGCUGAGAGGUUGGAACCCUUUAUCACAGAUACUGUACACUUCAUGAAUGAUGCUGUAUCUCAGAAAAAGAAGAUUUUGGUUGAAGGUGGUCAAGCGACUAUGUUGGACAUAGAUUUUGGAACAUACCCUUUUGUGACAUCCUCCAGUCCAUCAGCCGGUGGAAUCUGCACAGGUCUUGGCAUUGCUCCCCGAGUUGUUGGUGAUCUCAUCGGUGUGGUUAAGGCAUACACUACUAGAGUUGGUUCUGGUCCUUUCCCAACAGAAAUCUUGGGUAAAGGUGGUGACCUUCUUCGAUUUGCCGGGCAGGAGUUUGGCACGACGACUGGUCGCCCCCGUCGUUGUGGCUGGCUAGACAUAGUUGCACUGAGAUAUUGCUGUCAGAUAAAUGGAUUUGCUUCUUUGAACCUAACAAAGCUUGACGUGUUGUCAGAUCUUUCAGAAAUUCAGUUGGGUGUUUCCUACAGACUGCCAGAUGGUACACCAGUUGAAUCAUUUCCUUCUGAUCUUCGUCUACUUGAUCAAAUCAAGGUGGAAUAUGAAGUCUUGCCUGGCUGGCAGACUGAUAUUUCUUCUAUCAGAAAUUAUUCAGAAUUACCUAAGGCUGCCCGUGAUUACGUAGAAAGGAUAGAAGAACUUGUUGGAUUACCUAUCCAUUACAUUGGUAUUGGGCCUGGUCGUGACGCUCUCAUCUACAAGUGAUCUCAGUGAAUUGGUCAUAUUGUCAUGAUCUUAUUCUUCAAUGUGCUGGUAGAAGUAAUGCCCUUCUGUGUGGCAGAACUUUUGCUAACCUCUGGAUUAUCUAUUUAGAAUGACCUCGAUGAAAUUUUCAUCUUCAAAGCUAUAUUUCAUUUCUCUCCUUCCCCCUGUAUGCGAUGCUCCUGAAGGGGUAUGCAGCUGAAAAUUUGCCACCUGCUUGCCUGGAGAGAUGUUUAAACUGGCGGCUUACUCAACAAAACAAAUGGUGUUCCAGUUUUCGUCCUUCAUAUUUUUGAAUGUUCCCUACGAUUUCUCCUU